AUGCCACCAAUCACCCACAUUGUCCUCUUCCGGUUCAAGCCGGAUACUAGCCGCGACGACAUAAAUGAUGCCUGCGAUCGUAUGCUCAAUUUAAAGAACACCUGUCUGCAUCCAGUAUCAAAUAAGCCGUAUAUCAGAUCCUCGUCUGGUGGAGUGGACAACUCAAAGGAGGGCAUCCAGCAUGGCAUGACACAUGCUUUUGUGGUUGAGUUUGAUAGUGUAGAAGAUCGAGACUACUACGUGGAGAAAGACUCUACCCAUCACGCAUUCAUUAAAAGUCUCGACGGGGUUAUUGAAAAGGCACAGGCGGUGGAUUUUACUGCUGGCGUCUUUUAA
Messenger RNA from Aspergillus tanneri, 336 nucleotides. Its product is annotated as Dabb family protein. The transcript has 3 exons. The record is from RefSeq and is a predicted model, not a curated record. The coding region runs from base 1 to 336 and encodes 111 amino acids. Lineage: Eukaryota; Fungi; Ascomycota; Eurotiomycetes; Eurotiales; Aspergillaceae.